Molecule: messenger RNA, 4551 nt
Organism: Paralichthys olivaceus (Japanese flounder)
Lineage: Eukaryota; Metazoa; Chordata; Actinopteri; Pleuronectiformes; Paralichthyidae
Gene: slc45a1
Product: solute carrier family 45 member 1
Biological process (GO): transmembrane transport
Cellular component (GO): membrane
Molecular function (GO): sucrose:proton symporter activity
Source: RefSeq, a predicted model, not a curated record
GAGAAGGGACGGAGGAGGAAUCGGGGGGAUGACUGCAUCAAAGGCAAAAAAAACAAACAAACAAAAAACAAAAAAGACCCCAACCAUGAGUCGUGUAAAUCACAGUGGUCACCGCUCUGUUCACAGUUUUCCGCAAUAAAUGACGAGCCGCCCCGGUAAGUGUAAGCUGGCUUGAGAGAGAGAGAGAUGUCAUCUCCGGGCAUGGGUACCCCCACCGACCCCCUCUUGGCCAGCCCAGGGGGGAGGUUAUCCACAGCUCAGGAAGGUAUCUGGAGGAGCUCGCUCCCCAAAACUGCCAGCUUCCCAACGUCCACCACCCGGCACCUCAGUCACCGCGCCAACAACUUCCAGAGACAGCCGAAGCGGCGGAAGUUGAUAAGACCCUCUCCGCCUCCACCGCCCAACACACCCUGUCCUCUGGACCAGCUGGACCUCAGUGAACUUCCUCCGAGACGCACCUUCCAUGAGCUGCUCUUCAAUGGCUGCAUCCUGUUUGGGAUUGAGUUCAGCUAUGCCAUGGAAACAGCUUAUGUGACGCCUGUGCUUCUACAGAUGGGCCUCCCCGAUCAGUUCUACAGCUUGGUUUGGUUUAUUAGCCCAAUACUUGGAUUCCUCGUUCAGCCUCUCAUUGGUGCCUGGAGUGAUCGAUGUACAUCACGGUUUGGGCGAAGGAGACCAUUCAUAUUUGCCUUGGCUAUAGGGGCUUUGCUUGGUCUAACCCUGGUGCUGAAUGGGCGAGACAUUGGAGGAGCUCUGGAUGACACAGCUUUAAAUCACAAGUGGGGGAUUGUCCUGACGAUAUGUGGUGUGGUCCUGAUGGACUUUAGUGCUGAUUCAGCCGACAAUCCAAGCCAUGCCUACAUGAUGGAUGUAUGCAGUCCAGAAGACCAGGAUCGGGGGCUGAACAUCCAUGCACUGCUGGCAGGACUAGGAGGUGGGUUUGGUUACAUCGUGGGUGGCAUCAACUGGGACCAGACACAGUUUGGAAGGUCGAUGGGAGGUCAACUGCGGGUUAUAUACCUGUUUACGAGCAUCACUUUGGUGAUCGCCACAGCCAUGACUCUGAUGAGUAUCCCUGAGCGGCCGCUACCAAAGAGCCAGCCAAACAAAAACUCCAAAAACCUUCUGAAGAGCCCCAGUCUUCCCCUCCCUCCCUCCCCUCCUGUCCGCCCAGGAUCCAAUUUGGGACUGGACGAAGAAGAUGAGGAUGGUCUUUACAGCUACAAUUUCACAAAAUCUCACCCUCCCGACCCUCUGGCCCAUUCUUGCAGUGCCAAUGCAUGCCUCUGUGCCGGCCUCAGUAGCCCCAUAUCACCACUGAGCCCCCUCACUCCAAAAUACGGCAGCUUCAUCAGUAGGGACAGCUCAUUAACUGGCAUCAAUGAGUUUGCCUCCUCAUUAGGAACCUCCUACAUAGACAGUGUGCUCAUAGACUGCUACACGGGUCAGCAGACACCACAAGCCCUUGCCCCGAAUUCCACCACUGCACCGUUGCCUCCAGGGGACUCCCCUCUUCCAGAGGGGUCCACACAGGGGACAGGGAGUCAUCCUGUAGGACAGACCCAGGCUGAGGUGGCGUCUCAUCCCGGCGCAGAAGCUCAGGAUGCCGAAGCGCCCCAGCCCGAGGGAGAUGCACAAUCUCAUGGAGCAUCUCAGGUCACAGCUGGAGGUCAGCCAGGUGUGGGGUCACACCGGGGCUCCGCCGCUGGUAUCCUGAAGAGACCCCAGAGUCUUGCACUAAUAGAGGAGCCCAUGGCAACGCAGGUUGUCGGGCUGGAGAACGGACGCAGAAGAACAGUGACCUUCAGCCAGCAGGUUGCAAACAUUUUGCUGAAUGGAGUGCGGUAUGAGAGUGAUCUGAGUGAGAAUGUGGAGACAGGAGAAUCCCAAAUGUCAAUGAAGCUGCUGUGUAUAGCCAUCUACAGGAUGCCUCCUUCCCUGCGGAGUUUAUGCACUAAUCAUUUUUUGGGCUGGCUGUCCUUUGAAGGCAUGCUGCUCUUCUACACCGACUUCAUGGGGGAGGUUGUGUUCAAAGGAGACCCCAAAGCACCCCACGACUCUGAGGCUUACCAACGCUACAAUGCUGGCGUUAGCAUGGGCUGCUGGGGCAUGUGCAUCUAUGCAUUCAGUGCUGCUUUCUACUCAGCCAUAUUGGAGAAACUAGAGGAGCGUUUCUCUCUUCGCACUCUGUAUUUUUUUGCCUACUUGGCGUUUGGUUUGGGCACAGGCCUUGCCACACUGUCCACCAACCUCUACGUGGUACUGUCCCUCUGUGUCACCUACGGGGUGCUCUUCUCCUCACUAUGCACGCUGCCUUACUCUCUGCUGUGUGAAUACUACCAGAGCCCUCAGUUUUGUGGCUCAUCAGAGGAAGGGACCAGACGAGGGAUGGGGGUGGACAUCUCUCUGCUCAGCUGCCAGUAUUUCCUGGCUCAGAUCCUGGUCUCUGUGGCGAUGGGACCUCUGACCUCAUUGGUGGGUGGGGCCCAGGGAGUGAUGUACUUUUCAAGCCUGAUGUCAUUCGUGGGCUGCCUGUACUCCUCCCUCUUCGUGGUGUACCAGCUGCCCCCCCCUGAGGGUGAGCCCACCGAUAGCGAGACCCAGCCACUAUUGGUGCACAUUUAGAGAAGCCUCUUAAUUUACCUCACAGUCACGCACACACACAUACGCACACACUCAAUGGCGCACGCUGUCGCUCUGUGUCUGAAUGUUGACCUUCCCAACACCGAUAGGACAGACGCACUGUACAUCCUGCCGCACACUGUACAGCACAACUCCAUAUAUUGUCUCACGCUAAUCAGCACUACUUUUCUCAGAGCUAGACAGACAGACAGACAUUGGCCACUGCUCUAAUCUGUGUAUACACAACCAGUGUGUUCAUACAGUGUGUGUGCCCAUGCAUUUUUUCCUAACAUUUCCUAAGGAGUGUGUGACCUUUUUGAGUUGAAGUGUGAGACUGGAUUUAUUUGUGCGUUUGAGAGAGAGUGUGCGAGUGACCUCUUUGAGUAUAGAUCCUGUGUCUGAUUCUUUGCUGUAAAAUCUUUCGUCCUCUUUUCUUGCUUGUUGAUAUUUAGUAUAGAAAUGUCAAUCACCACACACACACACACACACACACACACAGGCUAACCACAGCUUUCCCCUGUUUUCUUCCUUUUAUCAGUUGCCUAACGUCUGCAUGAGCUGCGCUGUAACCUCUCAAAGCCUUGUGUUUUGUUUCUGUCACACAGCCAAAGGGAAUGUCUACCUGCCUGUUUCUCUGAGUUAGCAAUAUUAGCAUCACACCCGAAGCAGGAUUUUCUGACUCAAUGAAUGUGCUGCCAGUGACCGCCCACCGUCAACAGUUCAUUUGAGAGAUCUUUCACAUUAAUUUAGCAUUGACAGCAUACACAUACACAUACACAAUAAUUAUGUAAAGGUGAAGAGUGCUUUAUGGCAGUUGCAGUCUUGAAGGGCUUCCCAUUUUUUAUUUUAACAGGCAAAAUAAACCAACAACACUUUUCCACACGAUCAUUCAGUCAUUCAGUGACGUAUCCCCAAAUUUUACAGUUUAGUGCUGGGUGAUGCUUAAUCAAGCCCCGAGUAUGAAUACAAUGACAAUUAAUUCCUUAAUCAGCACAGAGCCAUGACUAAUAGGAUGACACACGCUAACGCGCUUGUACACACAACUUUUAAAAAAACACAGAGAAAUGUGUACUGGUGGCAAAUUCUGUCUGGGCCCUCACUAAGCCAAGGACAGCUCAGUGAGCUGUCACCCUGCCCCUGGCCAUACCUUUGUAAUAAUGACAGUGAUUCUUGUCAUUAUCAGGAAGAGGAGAAGUUGAAACUGGGGUGUGAAUCAACAUUCAGUCGGAAACCGAACAAAACGGAAGAACAGAGAAGACUCAUGUGAACUAUGGGUAACCCUGAAGGUGGACAACAAUGAAAGAAAAGACUGGGGGAGGGGUUCAUAGAGCCAGCAGCAAGUACUUAUUGUCAUCAUUAGGACGCAUGCUUUAAGGUAGUAGGCUUCUGCUCCACCGCCCUCUGCCCAUCAACUCAGUGUAGUGAUCACUUAACAUUUGUUGGCAGCGUUUCUCACAGGAAACUUAAUUUCUUUUCCAUCCUAAAGAAGCCAUCUUCAUUAGCAGAAUAGUCCAUAUGAUUUAUUUUCUACAUGUUUUGUGCCAUGGCUAACUGCUUCGUCUGUUGGGCCCUCAGCAGACACCAGGUCUGAAUUCAGGGCUGUAACAUAAACUUUUGUAACAUGUUUUAAGCCUUUCAUUAUGAGGUUGACCGGCUCUCAACAUUAUGGUGCCAGCCAUAAUUGCUGCCUCUGCAGAAUGUCAAUAAUUGGCUUUUACAGCCUAAAGACUGACUGGAUGCACCAUGCUAAUGUUUCUGAGGAAACUGCAAUUGUAUGGAUCAUGCUGUUGCAGCUUGCUAUAUAAGAAAAACACAUUUUGAGUUGUUGUGUUCUAUGGUACCACCUAUUGCUCAAUACUAGCAGUGUUACUGUAAAAGCUACUUUUAUUCAGGGUUCUGUUCAAACUAAAAAGGAUUUUUGCCAUUUUA